CCGCUCGCUCCUGGUCCGGAGGUGGGUGGGAGGGGAGGCCCGAGGCCAUGGAGGUGGCCACGGACCAGCCUCGCUGGAUGGCCCACCACGCCGUGCUCAACGGGCAGCACCCGGAGAGCCACCAUCCCGGACUGGCUCACAACUACAUGGAACCAGCGCAGCUCCUACCUCCGGACGAAGUCGAUGUCUUCUUCAACCACCUGGACUCCCAGGGCAACCCCUACUACGCCAAUUCUGCCCAUGCCCGGGCCAGGGUCUCCUCCAGCCAGGCACACGCCCGCCUGACCGGGAGUCAAAUGUGCCGGCCUCAUCUAAUCCACAGCCCCGGGAUCCCUUGGCUGGACAGCAGCAAGGCGGCACUGUCUGCCCAUCACCACAACCCCUGGACCGUCAACCCCUUCACCAAGACACCCCUGCACCCCUCGGCAGCCGGAGCCCCCGGGGCCAUCUCUGUGUACCCGGGCAGCAGCACGUCCAGCACCGCCUCCGUCUCUUCGCUCACCCCGGCCUCGCACUCCGGCUCCCACCUCUUUGGCUUCCCCCCGACCCCUCCCAAGGAAGUGUCCCCGGACCCCAACUCCACCAGCGCUGCCUCCCCUUCAUCCUCCGCCGGGGCCCGGCAGGAGGACAAAGACAGCAUCAAGUACCAAGUGUCGCUGUCGGAGGGGAUGAAGAUGGAGAGCGCCAGCCCGCUCAGAAGCAGCCUCACCAGCAUGGGGGCCCAUAAACCGCCCCCCAACCCCGACUACACCGGGGACUCGGCAGCGAUAGAAGGCAGAGAGUGUGUGAACUGUGGAGCAACUGCUACCCCUCUCUGGAGAAGAGACGGCACCGGGCAUUACCUGUGUAACGCCUGCGGGCUCUACCACAAAAUGAAUGGUCAAAACCGACCUCUCAUUAAACCUAAACGAAGGCUGACGACCACCACAACCUUAUGGCGACGUAAUGCAAACGGGGACCCGGUUUGUAAUGCCUGCGGACUCUACUAUAAAUUGCACAAUGUGAACAGGCCUCUGACCAUGAAAAAGGAAGGAAUUCAGACCAGGAAUAGGAAAAUGUCCAACAAAUCAAAGAAAAGCAAGAAAGGCUCUGAGUGUUUUGAGGAACUGUCCAAGUGCAUGCAGGAGAAAUCGUCUCCCUUCAGUGCUGCUGCCCUUGCUAGUCACAUGGCGCCCAUGGGGCAUUUGCCACCUUUCAGCCACUCUGGACACAUCCUACCAACACCUACCCCCAUCCACCCAUCUUCCAGCAUCUCAUUUGGACAUCCACACCCAUCCAGCAUGGUUACAGCCAUGGGAUAAAACCCGAUGACCGAGAGACCCAGCCAGAAAUUAAGAACAUGGGGCUUUGCCUAAGAUGACACCAAGUAAGAAAAUGUUCUGCCAAGAGGAGAAUGUAGGGAUGGCAAAAGGAGAUCUUUGCUCCCAUGUGGUUUAACUCUUAAUGCUGGACUAAAACCUUGCAAACGAUGGGUCUUCUGCAGAAACGCGUAGUGGUGCCUGUAAUGCACUUUGCCCCCUCAGGUAUAAGGAAAAAGAACUCACCUGUUCGAUACUUAAUGGUCCAGCAGGAUGCAAAAGGUGGCAGAAGCUGAAGGAAAAGGCUUGGAACUGGCUUUCCUUUUUCUCUUUGUUAUUACUGUGAAUAUUGUAAAGAGAUAUAAGCAGCCUCCCAGGAUGGAAUCGGCUUACUGGAAGCCAGACAUGCUGGAUUUCUAUCAUGGACUCUGUUUGGGAUGGGGAAAAAAAAUAAUAAAAGAAAAAAAAAUUAAAAAAGGACAUCUUUAUAAAAACGUAAUUUUUAAAAUGAAAUCAGACACAAAGUCAUAUUUAUUUUGCUCUUGUUUUCC
This is a messenger RNA of Charadrius vociferus (killdeer), 1849 nucleotides long. It is a transcript of the gene GATA2, whose product is annotated as GATA binding protein 2. The record is from RefSeq and is a predicted model, not a curated record. The coding region runs from base 48 to 1301 and encodes 417 amino acids. The transcript has 6 exons. Gene Ontology annotation, biological process: positive regulation of transcription by RNA polymerase II; negative regulation of transcription by RNA polymerase II; cell fate commitment. Gene Ontology annotation, molecular function: DNA-binding transcription factor activity, RNA polymerase II-specific; zinc ion binding; RNA polymerase II cis-regulatory region sequence-specific DNA binding. Gene Ontology annotation, cellular component: nucleus. NCBI's taxonomy places the organism in Eukaryota, Metazoa, Chordata, Aves, Charadriiformes, Charadriidae.